Molecule: messenger RNA, 853 nt
Organism: Suillus plorans
Lineage: Eukaryota; Fungi; Basidiomycota; Agaricomycetes; Boletales; Suillaceae
Exons: 5
Coding region: 217-684 (155 amino acids)
Source: RefSeq, a predicted model, not a curated record
AAAGGUCACUUGCUUUUCAAAGAACUUUUAACAUGUUUCUCGAUGCAGCCUCCUUCCCUCUGGACAUACUACGUUGCCGAGUCUCGACUAAUUCGAAAUUUUAAAACGGACACCGCUUUCUAAUAAUGGAUGCGACAAAUAACGAAAAACAAAUUCUAUGUAGGCUGACUGCGCAGCUUUCGAACUCGUACAAAAGCCACGUAGCGGACCUUAUCGAUGAUAAUCGAUCCUCAGUCAAAAAUGGUAAUCAAGCAUAGUGCAGAAUCUGCAGAUAGCCCACCUUCCUACGACUAUGUCGCAGCUCAGGCUACUUCAAAUGUUGGAGAGCAACAGCCACCUUUGAUGAAUGACAAGAAUGCGAACCAACAAGUGCAACUGCCUUCAAUACCUCCUAACACUGUGAUGGCUGUUCACUCUCGUCCUGCGCCUCUGGUGCAGCAACCCAUAGUCUACCAUUAUCAGAAUCCCUUGACUGGCGAGCGCAUCGCCUCGCUACUGCCCCCAGACCACCCAGAAAUGAUAUGUCUGCAACAAGGAGCACAUGUUAAUGAAACCAAGUUUGGCAUCCUAGGAAUUUUGGCUGCAAUAGUUUGGUUCCCGUUGGGCAUUGGCCUUUGCCUUCUUGACCGGAGGGUCAAGUGCAAGCGCUGCGGGGCGGUCAUAGACAACGGUAUCUGUGGUUAAUCGGUAUUGCAUUCCCCCAGUCUUCUUUCUUCGUUUUCUUUGGACGCCUUCAACGCACAGUCAUGUUCUCCUUGUUAUUCGACGUUUUCAUCUCUAUAUCCCGAUUUCCACAGUGUUCCUAACUUAAUGUAUAGCUGUAGUAUCUAAAUUACUAUUUGACGGACAGAUA